AUGGCCUUCCGACUGGCUUUUAUGCUGCUGCAAGUCUUGCUGUCCUUGGCGACGACCGGAACCGGCAGCGGCCUCGUAUCGGCGACCAAACUGGCCGUCGAGAAUGAGGAUUUCGCAGCACCUUCUUUCAUCCGCCGCCCGGGACGUCGACUGCUGACCAGCAGCAAACCGGGUUUUCCUUGGUGCAAAUGCGAGGCGUACGACUGCACCUGCAAUCCGUACACCCUGUUACCUGUGCAGCUUGUGCAGCGGUCGAAGCCUGUCCUAACUUGCUUUCGCGUGGCCUACAUCGGCUGUGACCCCAAUCUGGCGUGUUGCCGAGGGCUCACAGACAGCGUGCAGAAGUUAGCACUGGACACGAACGCACAGUGUGCUGAUCGGGCUAAUAUUUACGGUGUAACGGUCAACGGUCAAAUACACUACUCAUGGGACACUUACGUGUACGACACAGGUUACGAGUUGAAGAUUUACAAUCUGCAGGCCAGCAACGCCACCUUUCCAGGCAGCACCAUUUGCGUUUUGGGUUACCCCGCGUGCUCGACUUGGGCGGACCUGUGCAGAGGCUACCCGGCACGGGGCUGCAGGUAUGCAUUUGUGGACACGUCGGAAUCCAAGUACUGCCCCGUCUGCCGCCUGAACCCGCCACCAGCACCGCCGACUUUACCGCCCUCGCUGCUGGCUGGUCCCAAAGCUCCCCAACCGCCAGAGCAACCACCACUGCCGGCUUGUGCGAUUUGCGUUUUUAUCAACAUUUACCCCCCAUCGAACCUCACCGGCAGCAGUGCUUUUUUUACUUUUGGCAACGGUGCCAGUUGCUCAGAGCUUGGCGACCUGAUCAUUGCAGACACCACCUCCAACGCAGCGGCAGUGAACGUGACGAUCUCUGUGCCAUUUACGAGCUGCGACCCCAGGUACCCGUGCUGUCACAUGGACUUCGCCAAGGUGGAGAUCCCAAUUACCUGGGCCUGUAAGCCAGCUGUCCAGGAGAUCAGGGUUGCCGGAAAGAAGAUUUCGUACAGCUGGUCGUUCUACGAGGAGUUCGUUACGCUGAAAUUUACUGGUCUGCUGAAGUACCUGCCGCAACCCGUGGGUGCCCAAAUCUGCUGGGGGGUGGCGCCAGGCGCGUGUGCAGAUCCCGCCAAAUUCUGCCUGUACGGCAGGUGUCAGGUGAACAUAUACUCGGUUGACAACAAAUGCUGCCCAGCCACCUUCGUCUCGUAA
Molecule: messenger RNA, 1221 nt
Organism: Volvox carteri f. nagariensis
Lineage: Eukaryota; Viridiplantae; Chlorophyta; Chlorophyceae; Chlamydomonadales; Volvocaceae
Exons: 10
Coding region: 1-1221 (406 amino acids)
Source: RefSeq, a predicted model, not a curated record